AUGGCGCUGACCACCUCAAUACCAUUGCGUGGCGUCGCCGCGCCGGGUCCGCCGACAUUGGUGAUCAGCAGCGGCGUCGCCCACGCCGGCUCCGCCGAUGCGCACGAGGCCCGCGUUGACGAGCUGUCCGCCCACCGUGAAAUGGCCGCCAGGGCCACCCUGAAAGCGCGGCAUGGCGUCGGCGACAGCAAGGACGCCGCUGUUGAGGACAUCGCCGCCCACUGCGCCAUAACCGCCAAGGGUCGCGCCGUUGGCGACGCUGACGCCGCCGCCGCCGAGGCUGGCGCCGGCAAGCAGGAGGUCGCCCGAGCCGGUCUUGGCCAGCCCGCCCGCGCCGCUCACCCCCUGGGUCAGCGUCGCCAGGGCGCCGGCCACCACAUCGAUGCCGCCGUUAUUGGCGGUAAUCUCAACGGCGCGGGUCGGCGCGAGCGUGAAGCUGCUGGUAAACCGCAAGGCGCCGCCAUCGAGGGUGACGCCGCCAGCAGGCGCGCCGAGCACGCCGUCAGAGCCGGCUGCCACUAG
Molecule: messenger RNA, 522 nt
Organism: Ostertagia ostertagi
Lineage: Eukaryota; Metazoa; Nematoda; Chromadorea; Rhabditida; Trichostrongylidae
Source: the annotation of a GenBank genome assembly